GCUACCCGACCGCUAAUGUUGAAACCGCAGGAACCUCGUACGCUUGCAAAUUCAUUACGUUUGCUGUAACGUCUACAACCUAUGCUAGAGUCCCGAUUUCCAUGCUCCGUAACUAACAUUUGAAGAAACCUUUUAUUGGUCUGUUCUACAUUCCGUGGUGCAUCGCGAAUUCAUUUUGUACUUCGAACAGUAUGACCUCUGAAGUUAGCUAUGGGCAAAGCUCGCGGGGCGCCCUCAUUGUAUUUGAGGGUGGUGACAGGUGUGGCAAAACAACACAAUGCAGAAAGCUCGUGGAGCGGCUAAGGAGCCAAGGGGUGGACGCGGUGAUGUGGCGCUUUCCAGAUCGCUCCACCUCCAUUGGCCAGGCCAUCAACGCCUACCUGGUGGAGCAGUCGCACAUGGACGAUGCAGUCGCCCACCUGCUCUUUGCCGCCAACCGAAUGGAGAAAAGGGAAGAGAUGCUGCGGCUUCUGUCCGGCCGCACGACGUUGGUUGUGGACCGUUACAGCUACAGCGGUGUGGCGUACACCGCAGCCAAGGGCGUACCGCACCUGUCCAUGGACUACUGCCGAGCGGUGGAGGUGGGCCUGCCGGCGGCUGAUCUGGUGAUUUUCAUGGACAUGACGGCCGAAGCGACAGCGGCGCGAGGAGGGUACGGUCAAGAGAGGUACGAGAAGGUGGAUUUCCAACAGAAGGUAAUGAAGGCCUUCGAGGCGCUGCGGGAUGAGCGAUGGGCUGUCAUUGACGCAUCUGGCACCAUUGACGACAUCCACCAAAAGGUAGCGGCUGUGGCGGAGCCGGUGGUGCAACGUGCGCUUGCGGGCAGUGCGCUGGGGCGGCUGUGGGACUACAAGCCCAUUGACUUGCCCACGGUGGUAACAGCUGCGGGCGGUCAACAGAGUAGCUUUCCCGAUGAGAAGUCCGCGGCGGCCGCCGGGGAGGCGGAUGCAGUCGCCGACGUGUUCAUUGGAGAGGCAGAGAAAAUGCAGCAGGUCCGCUCCCGCGGAGCUUUCAUUGUUUUUGAGGGCAUCGACCGCUGUGGGAAGAGCACACAGAGCAACUUGCUUGUGGAUCACCUCAGGAGACGCGGAGUUAAGGUGGAGCACUGGUGCUUUCCUGAUAGAUCGACAAGGAUAGGCCAGACAAUCAACGAUUACCUGCACAACGGGGCUGACCACGACGACACUGCCAUCCAUCUCCUCUUCACGGCAAAUCGUUUUGAAAAGCGCUACAGCGGUGUGGCGUACACCGCAGCCAAGGGCGUACCGCACCUGUCCAUGGACUACUGCCGAGCGGUGGAGGUGGGGCUGCCGGCGGCUGACCUAGUAAUAUUCAUGGACAUGACGGCCGAGGAGGCGGCCGCAAGAGGCGGCUUUGGCGCAGAGCGCUACGAGAAGCUGGAGUUUCAACGCAAGGCAAGCUUGGGGAUAGUCACAGGUGCUUGGCGCCGCCUGGUCGUAACACCAGCAAUUCUUAUGCCGCUUUCCUGUCGCCCUACGAAGCAGGUGGCCCAGCAAUAUGCGGCGCUCAAGGACAGCCACUGGCUCCGAUUGGACGCCACCCAGCAACCGGAGUGCCUACAACAGCAGGUGGUUGAUGCAGUGCUACCAGUGGUGGAGGGUGCGGCGCGCGGUGCACUGCUGGGCCGGCUGUGGGACUACCAGCCGUUGGAGUUGCCGGUAGCGGUCUGCUCGGAGAGUUAUGGGCUUGGAAAGCCAAGCCUACAGCCGGCAUCCUCGACCAUCGCCAUUCACAGGAUCUUCAAGGCGACAGUCACUGUAUCUCAAUCGUUAUGGCGCCCGCUGAACAAAGACCACCGGGGUUUUGGCUGA
Molecule: messenger RNA, 1832 nt
Organism: Volvox carteri f. nagariensis
Lineage: Eukaryota; Viridiplantae; Chlorophyta; Chlorophyceae; Chlamydomonadales; Volvocaceae
Exons: 13
Coding region: 192-1832 (546 amino acids)
Biological process (GO): dTDP biosynthetic process; dUDP biosynthetic process; dTTP biosynthetic process
Cellular component (GO): mitochondrion; nucleus; cytoplasm
Molecular function (GO): dTMP kinase activity; ATP binding
Source: RefSeq, a predicted model, not a curated record